Messenger RNA from Penicillium olsonii, 774 nucleotides. The record is from the annotation of a GenBank genome assembly. NCBI's taxonomy places the organism in Eukaryota, Fungi, Ascomycota, Eurotiomycetes, Eurotiales, Aspergillaceae.
AUGUUCCUCCCAAGCGUCCACGCGGAAACAGAUGAUGCUGUCCUGCUCCAAUUCAUCAAAGAGAACCCGCUGGGUAUGCUCAUCACCGGAAUCAACUCCUCCCUGGAUUUCCUACAAUGCACCCAUGUCCCAAUGGUGCUAGACACCCCCGGAGACUGCGAUGACUCCGCUCCUCUAGGCCGUCUGCGGGCGCAUAUCGCCAAACAAAACCCCCAGGUCCAAGGCAUGAUUGAGUCAUUGGAAAGCAAAGAUGGGGUGACCACCAUCGAAAAUGAUGUGUUGGUGGUCUUCAACGGCAAGCACGAUCACUACGUGACACCGAAAUUCUACGUCGAGACCAAGCCGGACUCGGGCAAGGUCGUCCCCACGUGGAACUAUUCUGCCGUUCAGGUCUACGGCAAACUGUCUCUCUACUAUGAUUCCAAGAGCCCGGAGGCAGGAGAGUUCCUCGCCAAGCAGAUUCAUGAUCUGUCGCAACAUACUGAAAAGUCUAUUAUGGGUUACACCGGCGGGGAGAAUCCUGAGCCAUGGAAGGUGUCCGAUGCGCCGGAGAAGUACGUCGAGUUAUUGAAACGAAACAUUGUCGGAAUUCAAAUUCGGAUCGAUAAGCUGCAAGGCAAAUUUAAGAUGAGUCAGGAGAUGCGGCCUGGUGACCGGGAUGGUGUGGCGCAAGGAUUCGCAAAGAUGGGAGGUGAAACUGGGACAGCGAUUGCAUCUUUGGUUGAAGAGCGUGGCAAUUUACACGACGAGAAGAAGCAAAAGUCCUCGACUUGA